AUGAAGUUCAUGUCGCUAUGCGCCAAAGUCCCUAUCUUGAGGGCUAUCCUUACUUCAAAGUUUGUUCUGGCGCUCAUCGGGCCCAAGACUACGGAUACCAGGGGUAUUGGGCCUUUGAUGCGGCUGUCCAAAGAGGCCGUGUCCAAGAGAUUCAACUCAGAUGCCAAGGACCAGGCAGACAUGCUUGCAAAUCCUCAAGCUUUGCACUCAAUACUUGAUUCCUACAAGGACUGA
Diaporthe citri is the source of this 234-nucleotide messenger RNA. RefSeq lists its product as uncharacterized. NCBI's taxonomy places the organism in Eukaryota, Fungi, Ascomycota, Sordariomycetes, Diaporthales, Diaporthaceae. The transcript has 2 exons. The record is from RefSeq and is a predicted model, not a curated record. Bases 1 to 234 code for a protein of 77 amino acids.